Messenger RNA from Dendronephthya gigantea, 3020 nucleotides. Its product is annotated as transmembrane protein 198-B-like. Gene Ontology annotation, cellular component: plasma membrane. The record is from RefSeq and is a predicted model, not a curated record. The coding region runs from base 586 to 1845 and encodes 419 amino acids. The transcript has 4 exons. Lineage: Eukaryota; Metazoa; Cnidaria; Anthozoa; Malacalcyonacea; Nephtheidae.
ACUCGGAGGUUCCUGCGGGUGGGUAAACUUUCCUCUUUCAACAUGGCGGCCAAUUUUCGAUUGUACACUUGAACCCAGUUCAUUGCGGUUAAUCUAAGAUUUCCUGAUAUGUGCAACGCCCGUUCUUUGAGAGUUAAGAUCAGUGGUUUAGACUUGAGACGCAUUGACAUCUCCAGUGUGACCACUGACGAUAUAUGAUUAUUUUAUUUAUAAGCAAAGCUGCUCAAAUCUAGUUAGACUGCGCCUCCUGGAAUAUAUUUGGUAAUUAUUAAAAUCGAUCAGGUGGGACUGUUUAUAAAAAAACAUGACAAAAUCUGGUGACUCCACUCUGUCUUAUUUUAAAACCCAUCCUUCAAAAGGCAAAGCUGCGCCUUUAAAACUGGGACUGGGGAGAACCGGAACCGGAAGUUCUGGGAGUCGCUGUUGGAUGCAUAAAGUUCAGGUCUAGAAGUAUUAUUAAAACGCCAACGCUUUUUGCCUGGAAAAAAAUUCUUCAAUUUCUAGAUGUUUAUUUAAAAGUUCACAUUGUUUUUAUGACCGACCAACACGAUUGCGGAUUACUGCGAUCGAUUUUUUUAUCUGGACAUGGACACGCGAGCUCUUGUCUGGUGCAAAUUUGCCUUAUUUUCGGCAGUUUCCCUGAGCCUUUCGUGGCCGAUUUUCGGGGAAGAGAUGACGAACGAGACAGGCAAUAAGAACACUUCGCUUUCGAAGUUGAAAAAUCAAACAAUAACAAAUCUCGAGAGCUGUGUAUGGGCCGUCGUUCGACCAAGCUACUCGAUAAUUGCGGGGAUCAUAAGUGGAUUUCUCAUUCUAGACGGAGGAAUUCUAUGCUCAUUCGGCUAUAGCAAGGAAAGGACAACCUUCAGCCUGCUUGGAUUUACGGUUGCUGGUCUGGUUGGAUAUGCAAUUGUUGAUUACAAAUUUGAUUACAGUAUUGGAAUACAAUUGCUGAUAACAGGCUCAAUGGCUUUAUUUGUCUCCAUACUGAGUUCAAGUAUUAUGUACUGCGGUAUUUUCUUAGCUGGUCUCUGUACAGGAUUCAGCUUCGGUUCUGUGAUCAUUAUUAUUAUCAAUGAAAUCCAUACAUUUGGUUCAUUCGCUGAACCAAUUUUAAUUCUUGUUGGCAUCAGCAUUGCAUUCGCAAGCAUGUCACUUUGGUGGAAACGGACAUUUGUCAUACUCGAUACAUCCGUGGUGGGCGGUGUGUUUGUGAUGGGGGGCAUUGAUUAUUUUGUCGAAGGAUUUUUAUUCGUUGAGCAUGUCAAACAUAUUAUCUAUGGUGAGAAGAUACGAAAGCUCUGCUUUUUCUCCUGGAUUGUCUUUUCCAUCUUCCCUCUGGUGGCUAUCGCUGGAUUGCUAAUUCAGCAUUUUAAGACUGCAAAGCGAAUUGAGAGACCAAAAUCCAUGAGCAACCAAGACAUGCCAAUGAAUAGAAUGUCUCAGUCACCGCCGCAUCAGUCCCAGGAUGCAAACCAGGAUGAACAGCCUUCAGGUUCCAGGGUUUCAGCCCUGGAGGAACAGCAUUCAGGUUCCAGGGUUUCAAGCCAGGUUAAACAGCCUUCAGGUUCCAAGUUUUCAAGGGAAUUAUUGACCAGAGCGUGUGCGCAAUCCGCGAGUGAAAUACAUGCAAACAAUUUCACUGAUUCAGGGAAAGGGGUGAUGGAAAAAGUUAGCUUUUUUAAAAGUCUUUUUAAAAGGAUAUGGAUCUUUUGGAGUAUUUGUAAAGAAAACACAUUUCUAAUAUACGUACUGCAAAUUUCUUCGAAAAGGAAUUGUUUUAAAACCACUCCAAAACUUCAUAGUUUCCAGAUGCACACCUGGGGUGUUGAUAAACUAAAGUAGGUUAAAUAACAAUAACAGUAACACCGAUUUCACUUUCUAUAUUACUUCCUUCAGUUUCAUGUUUAACGAUUUUUCGGCCGUCCAAUGCAGGCCUCAAGCAUCGAAAACUGGGUAGUGUCGCAGCUCCUCGCAAGAAUGAUUUUCAUUGGCUGAACUUUACAAUACAUUUCUGUUUCAACCAAUAGCAUAGCUUCGUUCUUUAGAAAGCAUAGAAAAGCAUUAUCCAAUUGGACGAAAACUUCCGCGAGCUGCGACAUGACCCCGAAAAUUAAGGGCGAGUCCCGUGCAUUCCACGCCCCUGGUUCAAGUAUAAUGUACAGUGGUAUUUUUUAACUGCUAUGACCAUUACACAGACAGAAUUCUGCCUUAGUUCCUAGUUUUCGUUAUAAUCUAGAAAACCAUGGGCAUGGGUACUUCUUAGCUCGUUGAUCAAACUUUCCUGAAUUAGCUUCAGCUCAUCAUUUCAAUGAAUUUGUAAUGAGGAUAUGGAUCAUUUCGUCGAAGGAUUUUGGUCAUUGCAACAAACUCGGCUGUGAAAAGUAAAUAUUUUCAAUUUUGAAGUUAAUUUGGUCGAAUAUUUGAAGUUAAUUUAGUUGACAAAUAUAUUGAUAGAUGACAAUUACGUAGUUAUUUUGGGGAUAUAUCUAGCCGUGCGAUAAAUUAGGGAGAGGGGAAAAGAGCUAAAAAAAUGUUUCCUAGAUAGUGUCUAUUUAGACUAUUUACUACGGUGAAUGUUGGUUCAAUAGGGUUAAUCUUUUUUGCGAAAUAGUCCAUGAUUGUUAACAAUUAAUCUCGUCAAUUGGUAGGCCAGGAACGCUGGAACUGAGUGUGGCAGGGCAAGUGUUUUUAUGGUAGCCUUUUACUAACAGGGCAAAGAAUGCCCUUUCAAUUUAAAGACAGCCCUAGGAAUGCAGUUAACGGGCUUCGAGAAUAGCAGAAUCGGCUGGCAGAAAUUUCCACACAUCGAAAUCGCGUGACAAAAAGAAACACACGAUAAGACGAUGUUGAACUGCCGCCGUUUGCAACCCUUUCUUAUUUACAUCAAUACAGAAAAUCCGCUCCAUUUGCCCUCGCAUCGUUCAAGCGUUCUUGAGUAGAGUUCGUAUAUAUGCAUGCAGUCCUCCGUUAAUAUCCAGAUUUUUGUAUUAAAACAAUCUUUGAAUAAUAGAAUAUAU